CGGCGGUGGCGGAGGAGGCGGAGGAGGAGGAGGAGGAGGGGGGGGGAAGUCACCCUCUUUGGGGUGGCUCUCGGCCCAGCAUGGAUCACUUAGGGGCGCACCACCUCCACCCGAGCCACGCCGAGCCCAUUAGCUUUGGAAUCGACCAGAUCCUGAACAACCCGGACCAAGGCAGCUGCAUGAUCUCCAACGCGCGGCUGCAGGAGGCGGCGGACUACGGCCUGGGAGGAUGCGUGGUGAGCAGCACCUACAACCCCAUGAGCGGCCACUACGGCUCGGCCCCCGGCGGCGGAGGGUCCUCCUCCGCCGGGGGCUACGGUAACGGCGGCGCCUGCAGCAUGGCUUCGCUGGCGGGCUCCUACAACCUCAACGUCGGGGUCGGGGCCAUGAACGGAAAUAACCUCAACGCGGCCGGGGGCGUGAUCCGGGUGCCGGCACACCGGCCCGUGGCCGGCGGCGUCCCCCAGCCUCUCCCCACGGCCGUGCCCAACGUGAACAACCUGACGGGGCUGACCUUCCCCUGGAUGGAGAGCAACAGGCGCUACACCAAGGACCGCUUCACGGUGGCCCUCUCACCGUUCACUGUAACACGCCGUAUAGGUCACCCCUAUCAGAACCGGACGCCCCCCAAGAAGAAGAAACCACGCACCUCUUUCACCCGUCUGCAGAUCUGUGAACUGGAAAAACGCUUCCACCGACAGAAGUACCUGGCCUCAGCCGAGAGGGCGGCUUUAGCCAAGGCUCUGAAAAUGACUGAUGCCCAAGUCAAGACCUGGUUCCAGAACCGGAGAACAAAAUGGAGGCGGCAAACUGCAGAAGAACGGGAGGCAGAGCGGCAGCAAGCCAAUCGCAUCCUCAUGCAGCUCCAGCAAGAGGCCUUCCAGAAAACCAUCAAUCAGCCCAUCCAAGCAGACCCAAUCUGUGUUCACAAUUCCUCCCUGUUUGCCCUGCAGAACCUUCAGCCAUGGUCAGAUGAUUCUUCCAAGAUCACCAGCGUUACUUCUGUGGCCUCUUCCUGUGAGUGAAAUCUUAACUUUGCCUAUGCAUGGACUCUUGUAUUACAGAGUGGCUGGCCUUAUUCAGCAUCACCCGCAGAAGACACGGUUACCUGUGAAUGAGCCAGUGGCAGCAACCAGACAGUGUCCCCUUGCAAGCUAAGGCUCCCAGAGGUCAUACAUUGCUGGUCUAGUGGAGUUCUAAUCAAAGGCAACGCUUCCCUUCUUUCUUCUUCACCGUCAUCACCAUCACUAUCACCGCCUUCUUUGAAAGGGUGAUAUUGGAACCUUCGAAAACUCUUGCAGAGAGAAAACAACCCAAGGUUCUUCCUUGGAGCCACUUUCAAGACACAACUGCUAUAUCAUUUUAUCUGCUGAGAGCACAGGAGUUGUUCUCCCAUGCAAGCAGUGGUGGGUUUCAGCCGGUUCACACCACUUCGGCAGAACCGAUAGCUAAUUUUUUGUUUCCCAGGCCCAGAACGGACUUCCAGAAGCGGCAUCCACACUGAGAACCGGUUGUUCAUGUAUUUCCCACCACUGCAUGUAAGUAUUUCGUGCUGAUCAUUUCAAGAAAAAACACAAUUGCGGUUCUGAAUGAAGAAUAAGAACUUUUUUUUAACAACUCCUGCAUCUCCUCUUGGAGCCCUUUUCUUAAAAGACAUUUUAGAUUUUACAAAUAAAUAAAAUCUCGCUCCUUUUCCUUUUGUCUUUUCCAAGAUGAACUCUUUGGGUUUUCCUUGAUUUAUUUUUUUUCUUUCUGCUGAAGGAAUGUUGAUACCAGAAUUACUGAGGAAUGCAAACCUUGCCUCAUAAACUCUCGUGUGAAGGCUGAAAUCAGUAUCACAGCUACCUACAGACUCUGCAUUGAUCAACUUAUAUUUUAAUAACUCUGAGGCAUCUGUGGCAUUUUGCAGGGGUAAUGCAGUUUUACUUGAUAGAUUAUUUUGGUAUUGUUGAUGAUAUUCUUCAAUAUUUUAUUUACUUUUGCUCAAGACGUCAGCUCCACAAAAUGGGAUGAGAACCAAACAGAACAUCCUUCUCUUUCCAUUUCUUGAAAAGUAAUUUUACAGUUUUCUUUUUAUUGUAUUGAGAAAAAGCUUGUGAUUAAUUUAAGCACUUCUUACAGUAAAUUCCAAGAUGAUACAAAAUAUCUAAAAUAUAUAGGGGUUUUUUUUAGUUACUUUUUAACCUAUGCAUCAUUUAUAUUUAAAAUGAGAUGGUGCACACAACCAAUUUAUCAAAAACAAAUAUUUUAGUGAGUUUCUGAAAUGCAUUCUUUGGUUUGUUUUUAAGUUAUGCACUUAUUUGUGUAAUCAUUUUCUAAAGUGUUUGUGUAAUUUAUGUGGAAAAAUGAAUAAAAGGGGCAAAGUAUUAGUCUCAAUUAUUAGAAAUAACUUUUUUAAAAUGGCAUUUCUACACCUGACUUUUGUGUGGAUUUUUCUAGAGGAAUGUGGUUUCAAAGAUAAAACAAUCAUUGCCCGAAAGACUUAUUUUGAGUUAUGAUAGAGAGGGAAUCUCUACUUUUUUUAGUUUACUUAAAUUUUGUACCCUAACAGCCAUGAAUUUAAGCAUGUUCUUAAUUUCAAGCAUUAAACUUGAAAAUUAACCAAGGCUAUAAACACACAUGGUCCAUCCAACCAGUUUUUCCCACUCUGGGACUUUUAAGAAGUGCUAAACUAUAACUAUCAUCUCUUUUCUAGCACAUUUGGAGAUUUUCAGUUUUGGCUAAAUUGAAUUAUAAAAUAUAUUUAAAUAUUAAAUACUAGGUAAACUUUAAAUGCUAAACGCUCUGGUCUUUUUACAUCUAAUUUUUAAGAACUGUGGUUUAUGUUGUUUGUAAUGAAAAGGUAAUCUUACACGAAACAGAAUGAUGAUUCUGUUGUGUUCACAUAAACAAUGAACAAAAUUAAUGUAAAUAAAUGAAGAAGCUGAAAAAUUUACCACAGCACUAAUUUCAGCAGCUCAAAAUGCUCCAAGAACUAUCCCCAUGAGUGACAGGCAAAUUAAGCCUAGAGGGAGGCUCAUCAAUUUCCAAAAUGUAUUGUUUUUAUAUAAGCUUCCUGCCUGCAUAUUAAAUUAUUUUUGUUUUCCUGGUAUUAUACCUUACAUUGUUUUGAAAAUUAAUCACAUUUUAAAUUUUGUGCCUUGUUUCCUCUCCCCCCCCAUACCUGCCA
Molecule: messenger RNA, 3169 nt
Organism: Crotalus tigris (Tiger rattlesnake)
Lineage: Eukaryota; Metazoa; Chordata; Lepidosauria; Squamata; Viperidae
Gene: TLX1
Product: T cell leukemia homeobox 1
Exons: 3
Coding region: 81-1025 (314 amino acids)
Biological process (GO): regulation of transcription by RNA polymerase II; animal organ development
Cellular component (GO): nucleus
Molecular function (GO): DNA-binding transcription factor activity, RNA polymerase II-specific; RNA polymerase II cis-regulatory region sequence-specific DNA binding
Source: RefSeq, a predicted model, not a curated record